Messenger RNA from Sparassis crispa, 1467 nucleotides. RefSeq lists its product as hypothetical. The record is from RefSeq and is a predicted model, not a curated record. The coding region runs from base 1 to 1467 and encodes 488 amino acids. NCBI's taxonomy places the organism in Eukaryota, Fungi, Basidiomycota, Agaricomycetes, Polyporales, Sparassidaceae. The transcript has a single exon.
AUGUUCGCUUCACAAACAACGACCCCUGUAUAUUCGUUCCUCUCGCAGCCGCCGCCUCAGAAGAAGCGUCCUACGCAGCCCUUACCCUUGCUCCCCGUCACCGUUUGCCGUCGCCGUUCGGCGACCGUCUCGGCCGUCUCUGCCUGGGUUGCGACCGUACAGCCCGGUUCACCUGCGCCUUGCUCUCCCCCAUUGUCCAGUCCCCGCCGCAGAUCGUCCUUAACCCGCCGUUCUUCAGUGUCAUCGCGCACCCGUCGCCCGUCUGUCGGAUCUGGUCGUGUGCCCUCCGGCUCAUUCUUGAACUUCUUUGACACCCCCACCACCGCGAGUAUCACUCACAUCACCCCCUCUGUUAAGGAUUUCAAGCACGACGUUACCACAGUCGGGUACACCUCUGUCUUCGUCCGUCUCCCGACGCCCACGAGUCCCGCGUCUGCUAUUCCUGAGAAGUUGCGCCCCGCUCCCGCGAAGGCUCACCGCACCCUAAAGCGUUUCCGUUCCCUCUCCGCACUCAGGCCGAGCCGUAUUCGCGCAAAGCCCUCCUCCAUGCCCCCCACGCCCCCACCUAAGCCCGCUCGCAAUCAGGCGAGCGAGGCAGUGAAAAAGAGUAAGAAGGCCAAGUACGCCAAGUACCGCCCCCCUCCGCUCGCCGCGGAGCUCGCCCUCAUGCAGUUCGCAGACGGCGGCAAGAUGGAAGAUAACAUUCGCCGUUUUGCUGAAGCCCAGGCGCGCGCAGCGGGUGCCACUGUCGUCGACGGGAAGCUCGUCGGUGUCGGCGACUUUUUCCGCGACGGCGAGGGAGGCAUUUGGCGCGACCAGGACGAGGAAUGGGAGUACGCGCACCUCCUGGGCGGCGACGAGGCCCUGAACGAGGUUGGCUGGGUUCGUUUCGGGUCCGCAUCCAGCGCGGCGGAGGACGAGCAGCGUAGGGAGAGCGUGUCGAGCGCUGACUCAGACCUUGACCCCCGCUACGCGAUGCAGCCCGAGGAGCGCGACGAUCUCGCCGUGUUCGGCGGCACGGUACACCCCAGUGCGUUGCGCAAACCCGGCAUGUCGGUCCUCGCACUCCCCUCUCGUAGCCGCCGCUCCGCGAAGCAUUUGCGCAAGCCAGAGUUCCUCCUCGACAUCUUUCCAGUUCCAGAUGCGGCUGCGGACUGCGUAGCAUCUCACGGUGCACAGGGCAAGCCUCGCCGCCGCCCUGCACCCCUUACACUCACACCGCCGAGCCCAGCCUUCAAGUGCCCCACGAACCCGCUUGAUGCGGAUCAGGUCCGCAAAGAUUUCAUCGACUCGUCCUUCACUCCUACCCCUCCGCCCAAAUCCAAGUUAGCAAACCCUGUACCUGCGCGCGUUGAGUCUCGCGUAGUUGUCCCUCCCAGGAAGACAGCGCCGAAGACCCCCAUGAAGAUGGAUGUGCGCGGUUUACUACGGGCGAUGGGCGGGAAGAAGGCCAGCGGUGAUAUCUAG